This is a messenger RNA of Gorilla gorilla gorilla (western lowland gorilla), 3335 nucleotides long. RefSeq names its product immunoglobulin superfamily DCC subclass member 3 (gene IGDCC3). Gene Ontology annotation, biological process: cell-cell adhesion. Gene Ontology annotation, molecular function: protein binding. The transcript has 14 exons. The coding region runs from base 261 to 2690 and encodes 809 amino acids. The record is from RefSeq and is a predicted model, not a curated record. NCBI's taxonomy places the organism in Eukaryota, Metazoa, Chordata, Mammalia, Primates, Hominidae.
CGGCCGCGAGCGGUGCGAGUGUGGAGCGCGCACCCCGGGCGAGGCUGACAGAUCGCCCGGGUGGGUGCAAGAUGGCGCAAGCGGCGCUCCCCCUGCGCCCCCUGCGCUCCUGAGCAGGCAUGCGGCCCCAGUCCCCCACCGCCUGGGCUCGGCCCCGGCCGGAGCCCCAGCCCCGGCCCCGGCGCCGGCCCCGCGGGACGCUGUGAGCCGCGAGAGGCCCGGGAGCCGCGCGUCGCCGAGCCGAGCUGACCGAGAGCCCCAUGGCUGUGCAGCGCGCCGCGUCUCCGCGCCGCCCGCUCGCCCCGUGCUGGCCCCGGCUCCUGCUGCCGCUGCUGUUGCUGUUGCUGCCCGCGCCGAGCGAGGGUCUUGGCCACUCUGCCGAGCUGGCAUUUGCUGUGGAGCCAAGUGAUGAUGUUGCCGUCCCCGGGCAGCCUAUAGUGCUGGACUGCAGGGUGGAGGGGACCCCUCCAGUGCGAAUCACCUGGAGGAAGAAUGGGGUAGAGCUGCCAGAGAGUCCCCACUCCACCUUGCUGGCCAAUGGGUCCUUGACGAUCCGUCACUUCAGGCUGGAGCGGGGAGGCAGCCCUUCGGAUGAAGGUGACUAUGAGUGUGUGGCCCAGAACCGCUUUGGGCUGGUGGUCAGCCGGAAGGCUCGCAUCCAAGCUGCAACCAUGUCGGACUUCCACGUGCAUCCCCAGGCCACCGUGGGUGAGGAGGGUGGUGUGGCCCGCUUCCAGUGCCAAAUCCAUGGGCUUCCCAAACCCCUGAUCACUUGGGAGAAGAACAGAGUCCCAAUUGACACGGACAAUGAGAGGUACACAUUGCUGCCCAAGGGGGUCCUGCAGAUCACAGGACUUCGAGCUGAGGACAGUGGCAUCUUCCACUGUGUGGCCUCAAACAUCGCCAGUAUCCGGAUCAGCCACGGGGCCAGGCUCACUGUGUCAGGCUCAGGCUCUGGGGCCUACAAGGAGCCAGCCAUCCUCGUGGGGCCUGAGAACCUCACCCUGACAGUGCACCAGACCGCGGUGCUUGAGUGUGUCGCCACGGGCAACCCGCGCCCCAUUGUGUCCUGGAGCCGCCUGGAUGGUCGCCCUAUCGGGGUGGAGGGCAUCCAGGUGCUGGGCACAGGAAACCUCAUCAUCUCAGACGUGACAGUCCAGCACUCUGGCGUCUACGUCUGUGCAGCCAACAGACCUGGCACCCGGGUGAGGAGAACGGCACAGGGCCGGCUGGUGGUGCAAGCCCCAGCUGAGUUUGUGCAGCAUCCCCAGUCCAUCUCCAGGCCAGCUGGGACCACAGCCAUGUUCACCUGCCAAGCCCAGGGUGAGCCACCGCCUCAUGUCACGUGGCUGAAAAAUGGACAGGUGCUGGGGCCAGGAGGCCACGUCAGGCUCAAGAAUAACAACAGCACACUGACCAUUUCUGGAAUCGGUCCUGAAGAUGAAGCCAUUUACCAGUGUGUGGCCGAGAACAGUGCGGGCUCAUCACAGGCCAGUGCCAGGCUGACCGUACUGUGGGCUGAGGGGCUCCCCGGGCCUCCCCGCAAUGUGCGGGCAGUCUCUGUGUCUUCCACUGAGGUGCGUGUGUCCUGGAGUGAGCCCCUGGCCAACACCAAGGAGAUCAUCGGCUACGUCCUGCACAUCAGGAAGGCUGCUGACCCACCAGAGCUGGAGUAUCAGGAGGCAGUCAGCAAGAGCACCUUUCAGCACCUGGUCAGCGACCUGGAGCCCUCCACGGCCUACAGUUUCUACAUCAAGGCCUACACACCAAGGGGGGCCAGCUCAGCCUCUGUGCCCACCCUAGCUAGCACCCUGGGUGAAGCCCCUGCCCCACCCCCACUGUCAGUGCGAGUCCUGGGCAGCUCCUCCUUGCAGCUGCUGUGGGAGCCUUGGCCCCGGCUGGCCCAGCACGACGGCGGCUUCAAGCUGUUUUACCGCCCAGCAAGCAAGACCUCCUUCACCGGCCCCAUCCUGCUGCCUGGAACCGUCUCCUCCUACAACCUCAGCCAGCUCGACCCCACUACAGUGUAUGAGGUGAAGCUGCUCGCCUACAACCAGCAUGGAGAUGGCAAUGCCACAGUCCGCUUUGUGUCUUUGAGGGGAGCAUCUGAGAGGACAGCCUUGAGCCCACCAUGUGACUGCCGGAAGGAGGAGGCCGCCAACCAGACGUCCACCACAGGCAUCGUCAUCGGCAUCCACAUCGGGGUCACUUGCAUCAUCUUCUGUGUCCUCUUCCUCCUGUUCGGCCAAAGGGGCAGGGUCCUCUGGUGUAAGGAUGUGGAAAACCAGCUGUCCCCUCCACAGGGUCCCCGGAGCCAGAGGGACCCCGGCAUUCUGGCCCUAAAUGGGGCGAGACGGGGAGAGUGGGGCCGGCUGGGCCGAGAGGAGAAACGUGUGGAUAUGAAGGAGCUGGAGCAGCUGUUCCCCCCGGCCGGCACAGCAGGGCAGCCGGACCCCAGACCCACACAGGAUCCUGCAGCCCCCGCCCCGUGUGAGGAGACCCAGCUCUCCGUGCUGCCACUUCAGGGGUGCGGCCUGAUGGAGGGGAAGACGACGGAGGCCACGGCUCCCUGCGCCGGCCUGGCGGCUGCCCCACCACCCCCAGAUGGAGGCCCUGGCCUCCUCAGUGAAGGCCAGGCUUCCAGGCCUGCAGCGGCCCGGGUUACCCAGCCAGCUCACUCGGAACAGUAGCCAGUGUCUGGCAGGCUCCAGAGGGUGGACGGAGCGGGGCCCAUUCUCAGGUCAAAAGCAAGAUUUCUACUGUCAUGUGGGAUUUGGAUGGUCCUGGGGGCUCCCCAGCAUUUCUAUCCUGACUGCCUCUUGGGUUGUCAAAACCCAAGGCAGCCUUGACAGGGACCCCCCCGCCGCCCUAACACCCAUCAGGAGUUGGAGCAGUUCCUGCAGGAGCCCGUUCCUUCCCUGGGCUGAUGCCCCCUCGCCUCUGCCUGGUACCCACAUGACUUGGAACUGAACUAACGUUUUUCUUUAAAAAGCAAAACUUAAAAUCAAAAAAAAAAAAAAAAAAAGGAGAGAGAUAGAGGAAGGUGAAUUAGACUCCAAAAGAUGACCCUGCUGUAGCUGGGCCCUGACACUGUCACCCUCCACCGACCUUGUUUUCUCAGGAUGGAUUUUUGCUGUUUUGGCUCUCAGCACCUACCUCAGCCGGAAUGAAUGUCCUGGGGGGCAGUGGGGCGGUGGCCUCAGCCCCCUUACCCCACAGAGCCCGAAUGCACUCCUACCUCAAGUACCUCAAGUCCCCUUGAUGGGGACCCCCCUCUCCCUUCCCACACUGUUGUCCAGAGUAAAAAAAAAAAAAAAAAAAAAAAAAAAAAAAAA